This is a messenger RNA of Triticum dicoccoides, 1276 nucleotides long. RefSeq names its product zingipain-2-like. The record is from RefSeq and is a predicted model, not a curated record. The transcript is spliced from 2 exons. Gene Ontology annotation, biological process: proteolysis. Bases 11 to 1036 code for a protein of 341 amino acids. Gene Ontology annotation, molecular function: cysteine-type peptidase activity. Lineage: Eukaryota; Viridiplantae; Streptophyta; Magnoliopsida; Poales; Poaceae.
UAGCUAGCUAAUGGCGCCUAUCCACGGCAAGCAAACGCUGCUGGCGCUGGUGCUCGCGCUCGCGUUUGUCAGCGUCGUGGCGGCGCGAGGGGAAGCGCUGGCCGCCGCCCGGCACGAGCGGUGGAUGGCCAGGUACGGGCGCGUGUACGCGGACGCCGCCGAGAAGCUGCGCCGGCGGGAGGUGUUCGCGGCCAACGCGCGCCACAUCGACGCCGUCAACCGGGCGGGCAACCGGACCUACACGCUCGGGCUCAACCAGUUCUCCGACCUCACCAACGAGGAGUUCGCGGAGACGCACCUCGGGUACCGUCACCAGCCCGGCGGGCUCACGCCGGCGGCCGUGGUGAACGUGUCCAUGGCUCAGCUGCAGUCCACGCCGAACAGCGUGGACUGGAGGGCCCGGGGCGCCGUCACCCCAGUCAAGUACCAAGGUCACUGCGGGAGCUGCUGGGCGUUCGCGGCGGUGGCGGCGACGGAGGGGCUGGUGCAGAUCGCCACCGGCAACCUCAUCUCCAUGUCAGAGCAGCAGGUGCUCGACUGCACGGGCGGCGCCAACAGCUGCAAGAGUGGCUUCGUCAACGCAGCCCUAACCUACAUCACCGCCAGCGGCGGCCUGCAGACGGAGGCAGCCUACACGUACAACGCCAAGCAGGGCGCGUGCCGCAGCGGCGGCCUCAGCCCAAACCCGGCCGCCUCCGUCGGCGUCCACCGGUCCGUGACACUGCACGGCGACGAGGGCGCGUUGCAGGUGCUCGUGGCCAGCCAGCCGGUGGCCGUGGCCGUGGAGGCCGACGCUGACUUCCACCACUACAGGAGCGGCGUGUACGUGGGCAGCCCGUCGUGCGGGCGGAACCUGCACCACGCCGUCACGGUGGUGGGCUACGGGACGGAGGCUGGCGGGCAGGAGUACUGGGUGGUGAAGAACCAAUGGGGGGCUGGGUGGGGCGAGGGGGGCUACAUGCGCCUCACGCGCGGGAGCGGCAACAACUGCGGCAUUGCCACCUUCGCCCGCUACCCCACCAUGGACAGCUCUUAAAAACCAGUACAACUACAUCAGUCCAUGCAUGAUGCAUCGUCGAGUACUAUGGUUUAUCAACUAAGAUUGACGUAUAGUACCAUACGUACGACUGCAGUACACGACGUAUAUAUGAAUUUGUUUUUCAAAUAAAGCAUGGAUCUUCGUAGAAAGUACAGUAGAAACGAUCCAUUUGCCCAUGUAAUAGCAGCAUAAGAUUGUAAUCUUGUGUAUAUGAAAAUGAACACUAGUACCUCAUCA